AUGAUUGAAACGAAAAUAUUACUUUUAGGUGACGGCGGAGUUGGAAAGACUUCAAUUGCGAUUCGUUUUAUUUGUGAUAGAUUUAUAGAAGUUUACGAUCCUACAAAUGACGACCCAUACACAAAACGUGUAACAGUCGACGAUGAAACUUAUUCAUUGGAAUUAAUUGACGUUGCUGGAUCCGAAGAGUAUGCUGUGUAUAGAAAUGAUAAGAUUUGUAUAAGCGACGGGUUUCUUGUUGUAUAUUCUAUAACGGAUUCAUCUUCUUUUGAUAAUAUAAAAUAUUUUAUUGAAACAAUCUACAGAAUUUUAGAUAAAGAAUUGUGUGAAGAUAUUCCCAUAGUAUUGUAUGGUAAUAAAUGCGAUUUGGAAUUAAAUAGAGAUAUCACAACAGAAGAAGGAAAAACGCUUGCUGAAAAAUUGAACGUUUUAUUUUUCGAAGGGUCUGCAAAAAAUAAUAUCAACAUUGAAGAAGUUAUUUAUGACCUUUUGAGAGAAAUAUAUAAACAGAAAACUGAAAUUAAAAACAAGACUAAGUCACAAAAUGAUAUACAUUUGAACACUAAAAAUAAGCCAUGUAUUAUGUGUUGA
Entamoeba invadens IP1 is the source of this 591-nucleotide messenger RNA. RefSeq names its product ras, putative. The record is from RefSeq and is a predicted model, not a curated record. Gene Ontology annotation, cellular component: plasma membrane. NCBI's taxonomy places the organism in Eukaryota, Evosea, Mastigamoebida, Endamoebidae. Gene Ontology annotation, biological process: signal transduction. The transcript has a single exon. Gene Ontology annotation, molecular function: GTPase activity; GDP binding; GTP binding. Bases 1 to 591 code for a protein of 196 amino acids.